AUGCUCUGGAAAGUGUCCCUACCCAGGGGCCGACCAUUCCGAACCCUCCUUCUUUUAACCUUCACCCUCACAAUAUCCUACUACCUCUACACCAUCCGCCACAAAGCCGCCCCUCCACUCCCAAUAGCUGAAACCACCAUCCCCCUCCCUGUAGAGCCACCACCACCCCCAAAACCCAAACCUCUCCCCUGUCUCUCCCUCCCCGGAGCUUCAGACCUCGUCAUAAUCCUCAAAACCUCGGCCGCAGAACUCGAUGCAAAACUCCCCCAACUCCUCGCCUCGACAUUAAAAUGCUACCCAAACUUCCUCAUCUACUCCGACCACACCGAAACUCACUCCGGACAACCCAUCCUCGACGCACUUGAGAAUGUCAGCCCGAAGAUCAAAUCCACCCACCCCGACUUUGAUUUAUAUCGUAGAUUGCAAAAAAGCGGUCCCGAUGCCCUCGCCGAUGAGGAAAUGUGGAGCGCGGACAAAACUUCCCGGAGUUUGGAUAAAUGGAAGAUGUUGCCCAUAAUCCAUUCUUCCUUUCAGAAAUACGGCUCCGGGGCGGAUAAGAAGAAAUGGUUCGUCUUCAUUGACAUGAAAUCUCAUUUCUUCCAGUCCAAUCUCCUCCUCUGGCUGAACGAGUUGGAUCCCACCGAACCCUACUUCCUCAACAUCCAAGGCACACAAGCCGAAGCUUCCAUGCUCCUCGACAGCGGCUCUUUCGUCCUUUCCCAUCCCGCGAUCGAGGCCGUUUCCGCGGAAUACACUGCGAAGAAAGUGGCGUAUGAACAACUUACGAAUGAGAGGGCGACGGGACAUUCCCUCCUGAGGCAGAUUGUGGAGAAAGCGCGGAGUCGGACAAAGAGUUUGCAAAUGACCAAGAGUUGGCCCAUGUUUCAUCCUUGGAAACCCGCGAAGAUUGAUUAUUCGGAGCAGGUCUUUUUCGAGAGAUUGUGGUGCUAUCCGACGGUAUUUCAUGAAGGAUUGAAUACGGGGGAGAUUAUCGAGUUGUGGAAAUUCGAGCAGAUCUGGAUUGAAAUGCAUCCCAAAGGAGAGAUUAUGAGGCAUAGUGAUGUUUUCAAAGAAUACAUCCUCCCGAGAUUGAAGGCGAGGGGUGGAAAAGUGGAGGACUGGGAUAAUUUCAGCGGUGGGAUUAUGGACUUUGGAAUUGAAAAGGGGAGUGUGGAGGAGUGUAUGGAUACUUGUGUGCAGAGGAAGAAGUGUGUGCAGUAWAUGUAUAAGCAGGGGAGGUGUUAUUUCUCGGAUGUGCCUAAAAUGGGGGAGCCAGCUCAGGGGAUGCAGUCGAGGUGGUUGUUGGCCAAGACGAAGCAGUGGGCGGAUGAUAUGAAGAAGUGUACGGGAGAGGAGAGUUGGGCUUGA
Messenger RNA from Ramularia collo-cygni, 1368 nucleotides. RefSeq lists its product as uncharacterized. Bases 1 to 1368 code for a protein of 455 amino acids. The transcript has a single exon. The record is from RefSeq and is a predicted model, not a curated record. Lineage: Eukaryota; Fungi; Ascomycota; Dothideomycetes; Mycosphaerellales; Mycosphaerellaceae.